UAGAAAACACACCGAAUUGAAUCGAUUUCCACUGUUCAUCCAACUUUGGUAUCGAAGACGUACUUCGCUGGUUCAACAGAGUGUUUGAAAAAUAAAAAUCGGUUAUGCAUUUAAAAAGUGCUGUUAUCUUUUGUGCGUUGUACUUCGUGACCACGACACAGAGCGUCGGACUCAAUAGAGGUGUAAUCAAUAGGAUUGCUUUUGAAUUCAAAGCAGGCGAAAACACUGUAGACUACAUUUCUCCAAAUAAAAUCAUGGAAAUUGUAAAACAAAUAGGCGUGGAAGAUUUGUCAGAAUUUACAUACGAACCAGAUACCAAAGACGGUCUAAAAGUACAAAAACUUUUGGUACUUCUGGCCAAACACAAUAAGAAAUCUGAUCACUGGCUGAAACGGAGAUUUGCAACCCAUGAAGUAACAAUUUACUUGAACCUAUUCAGAUAUCACGACAAACAUGGGGGCGAUGAAGACGGUCUACUUGACUUUGAAGAAUUAAAAAAUGUCGUUAAAGCUUUAAGUUUAAAUGAAGACGAGAAAGAAAGAUUGGCUAACCCGUUUGAAGGUGACCUAACAAUUAAUUUCGCAGAGUUCUUAUCGGUCUUUGUGGAUAUAAAACCAGUGGGCAAUGGUCUAGAAGAGAGUCAGAUCGAUGAGCUGAUCCUAAUUAAAGAUGACAAAGUAGAUGGCGAUUUCAUUAGUGCUACUAAAAUAACAGAGUUUAUUUUAGGGUUAUCUAUAAUUAAUGAUCACGACGAGAAUCUGGUUUUUGAUCGCAUUCAAAAUUCUGCUUUUGAGUUACAAGAGCUGGUGCUUGUUGCAGCAGAAUACAACAGAACGGCCGACAAAAAUACUAGAAAAGUCUAUUCAUCCGAAAUAGUUAAAAAAGUCAUAGCGGAAUUCCAUAAGUUCGACAAAGACAAGAACGGUAAACUGUGUAAGGAAGAAGCUAAGGAUAUUGAGAAAUCGUAUUUCCUGGACUUGAAACACGUUGGCUCUCUCAUUGACACAUACGAUACCGACAAGGACGAAAUGUUGGACGAUGUGGAGUUAUUUAAGUUGAUGUUUAAGGAGUGUGUAAAUGUUGCCUAAUGUUUAACGCUAAAAAGGUUUAUUUGUUUUUACUGAAUUAAAUAUUAUAUAAAAUGAUUUACAUAGGAUUUUUUUUUUUGGGCGUGCUUUAAU
Messenger RNA from Adelges cooleyi (spruce gall adelgid), 1181 nucleotides. RefSeq lists its product as uncharacterized. The transcript has 9 exons. The record is from RefSeq and is a predicted model, not a curated record. Gene Ontology annotation, molecular function: calcium ion binding. Bases 105 to 1088 code for a protein of 327 amino acids. NCBI's taxonomy places the organism in Eukaryota, Metazoa, Arthropoda, Insecta, Hemiptera, Adelgidae.